Molecule: messenger RNA, 1215 nt
Organism: Lathyrus sativus (Indian pea)
Lineage: Eukaryota; Viridiplantae; Streptophyta; Magnoliopsida; Fabales; Fabaceae
Source: the annotation of a GenBank genome assembly
AUGGAUGAGGCACAGGGAAGUUCAAGUUUGCCUCCUUUUCUGGCAAAGACUUAUGAGAUGGUGGAUGAUCAUUCCUCGGAUCCUAUUGUUUCUUGGAGUAUGAGUAACAAAAGUUUUGUCGUAUGGAAUCCCCCGGAAUUUUCGAGGGUUUUGCUCCCGAGAUUCUUUAAGCACAAUAACUUCUCCAGUUUUAUCAGGCAGCUGAAUACAUAUGGGUUUAGGAAAGUUGAUCCAGAGCAAUGGGAAUUUGCCAAUGAUGAUUUUGUAAAGGGGCAACCGCAUCUUAUGAAGAAUAUCCAUAGACGGAAGCCAGUUCAUAGUCAUUCGCUGCAUAAUCUUCAAGCACAAGCUCCUCUAUCGGAAUCUGAAAGGCAGAGUUUGAAUGAUGAAAUAGAGAAAAUGAAACAUGAUAGAGAACAGCUUCUUAUGGAGAUAAAUAGAUACCAACAUGAGUGGCAAACAUAUGAGAUCCAAAUACAUUGCUCAAAAGAACGGUUGGAAAAGUUAGAACAAAAGCAACAAAAGAUGUUGUCUUCUGUUUCUCAAGUAUUGCAGAAACCUGCGGUUGCUGUGAAUCUCUUGCCACUGACAGAAACAAUGGAUAGAAAGCGGAGGUUGCCGGCGAGAAGUGGACGUGUUAAUAAUGAAGCUAUUGUGGAGGAAGAUGGUAUGGAAACUUCUGUAGCUUUACCCAGAGAAAUUGCAGAGGGCAACACACUUUUGACAUUAAACUCUGAGAAAUUGGAUCAACUUGAGUCAUCCGUGGCAUUUUGGGAAACAGUUGCAAACGAAAUCGGUGACAACUUCGUUCACUCUCACUCAGACAUUGAUUUAGAUGAACCUACAAGCUGUGCUGAUAGUUUGUCUAUAUCUUGUCGGCAACUAGAAGCUGAAAUCCGAUCCAAGUCACCUGAAAUUGACAUGAACUCCGAACCAGCUGCUCCUCCUCCUGAGACUGUUGCAUUAAAAGAACAGCCUGUAGGAAUCACCACUGCAGCAACCGGGGUUAAUGAUGUGUUCUGGGAACAGUUUUUGACAGAGGAUCCUGGUGCGGCAGAAGCACAGGAAGUACAAUCAGAAAGAAAGGAUAAUAAUAAUAGCAGAAAAAAUGAAGGAAAACCUAGUGGUCACGGAAGAUUUUGGUGGAAUAUGGGGAAAGCGAAUACUCUUCCGGAACAGAUGGGGAAUGUUGGUCAAGUAGAGAAAAUUCAGUAG